UUUUGUUGUCAAAUAAUCCAUGUAGGGAAAAUUUACUUAAUGCUCAUAGAAAUUGUAUUCAUGAAAUUUUGAGUACACUUAUCUGCCACGACAAUGAUUUGAGACGCAUAAACAUGGAGUUACGUAAUCUUCAGGACGAAUUCAAAGAGUGUGUGGAUAAAAUAAAUUUUGGGUUUUCGAUGGAAAGCAAAAAUAAAUGUAAAGGGUCUGAAAAAAUUAUACUUUUUACUCGGAAAAUUACCACAAUGCACGAUCUAAACGAAUGUUUUUCAAAAAAAUUCGAAGCUCUCAAUAAGAAAAGUGAAGAAAUUAUUAGCAACGCACGUCAAUGCAUUGCAGGUUUGAAUGCUGAAAAAUGCAAAUUUAGGCAGUUUCAUGAAAAUACUGUCGAUUACUUAAAACGAUAUGCCAUAAAAUCUGAUGAUCCAACUGUAAUAAAUAAUUGUGAAAAAGAUAUUUGCGAAAUGCAUAAAUUCUUUGUCAAAGAAGUUUCCUUGAUAAAGAAAUGUGAAACUGAGCUGGAAUCAUUUUUCCAAAUAUGUAAUUUACAAGAUGCAAGCAAUUGUUGCUGUUUCAAAGAUUUUGAUUGGCUACCACAAGGCAAAACCUUCCACAUAGUUGAUGGUCCCGUUGAAGAAAUAAAAUGCCUAAUGGGUACAACAUUGAGUAAAGCUAUUGCUCAGUUUUAUAUACAUCAGUCAGCAGACAUUAAAUCCUUUUUAGCGGCAUAUUUUAUGAACAUUGAGCACAAUGAAGAAGUACUUAAAGAAAAAUUGGACAUUUUUGGCAACUUAACUUAAAAUUUAUUAAAAUUUUGCAUACAUAAUUAUAUUAAUAAAA
Bactrocera oleae (olive fruit fly) is the source of this 840-nucleotide messenger RNA. RefSeq lists its product as uncharacterized. The record is from RefSeq and is a predicted model, not a curated record. NCBI's taxonomy places the organism in Eukaryota, Metazoa, Arthropoda, Insecta, Diptera, Tephritidae.